Petromyzon marinus (sea lamprey) is the source of this 7981-nucleotide messenger RNA. The record is from RefSeq and is a predicted model, not a curated record. Lineage: Eukaryota; Metazoa; Chordata; Hyperoartia; Petromyzontiformes; Petromyzontidae.
UCUUUGUCAGUGGGCAAACGUACAAAAUCAGCAGGGGAUCGAAUACUUUUUUCCCUCACUGUAUCAAUAAUCAUAUCCAUCGCCACUUAUGUUAGCCAUAGCCGAAUGACCAGCUGAGUCCGCUGACCACUGCACCAUCGCUCUGCCCUCCCAAGUUCAUCAAAAUAGAAUAUGCAAUUCAACCAAUACACUAUCGCGCUGCACUGCAUUUCCCACUUCAACAUGAAAAAACAUCUCAUUUUAGAACAUCCCCUGGCUCGUGCAAAAAGAGCGUCUGUGGCUCGACAUGCCAGCGAUGGGAGAAAGAACGUGCUUUUGUGACGGAUGCGGAUUGUUCAUCUCCCUAACCUUGGCUGCCUCCUUUUGAAACUGCAUGGCCAUGUCGCUUUAAAUGCGUUUUUGUCUGUCUCAAGAUGAAUACCUAACCAGUGUGCGCAGCACACUUGGGGUGCAUAAGACAUUCACACGCACAUUGGGGGCUGUGUCGUGUGUGUGUGUCUCAUUCUUCUCCUCUCCGCAGCUCGCCAGGUGCUGUUUUGAAUUUUACACGGACGUAGGGGGGUAUACAAUAACGGAGUGCGAACGCUUGCACGCGUUCGUCUGAUCUCAACACACAUGGCUGUUGCCGUCCGCUUGAUUCCAGCGUCCCCACAGGAAAGGGUUUGGUCGCUGCUGCUUCUGGUACUGGUGGUGGCACUCUAAAACUAACACUGGCCACCCUCCCCAUGCGCACUUCACUGCGCGCGGGCCUGUUGUAUGAACUGCUCGGUAGGCAAAGAGCCAAGACCGUCGGAGAAGCAUAUCAAAAUGUGUCAUCAUUAUUAUUAUUAUUGUUGUUGUUGAGAUGUUUAUUUCUAUCAUCCUUGAAUAGGCCACGCCAUAGACAGCAUUGUUGCGAAUUGUUAUAGCUCACAAGGGAUGAAUCGUGUGUUCGUGGCAAUAGUUGACAUCUUUAAUUUUCUCACAUGACACAUUGUUUAGCUGUUAUAUAUUGGAUGUGGAAAGGGGGGAACUGUAGGUGGCUGAGCCCCCCACGUCCGCUGAGAUCUUAGACCACACCCCUUCCCCCAUCUUAAUUCUUAUAGUCAACAUUCAUGAAGUGUGUUUAACAUUGACUGCGCCUUGCCCUCCCCUGAGAUUGUGUGUGCCCUCACCUUUAACCAAGGUCACGCUUAAAGGCCUGCCUACAAUGAGCCUUGGUCUUGCAGACAAUAGACGAAUUUUUUUCCAAGUCUCAAGUUUAUGUGCACUUAAAUAUAUACAUGCAUGCCCAAACACACAUGCCCACAUGUAAUAUAUAUGUUGCACAUGUUAUUGGUGUACUGUAUUCAGUAAAUAAGAGUUUGUCUAUGUAUUCGGAAGGAAUGUUUUUAUUCUUGACGACGCAGGUUCCGUGCUUGCUAUGUUUGGGACACGGCGGCGGUUGUGCCUUUGCAUGUUUGUUUGACCCCUGGCAAGGUGUAAUGUACUGCAUGUUUUAUGUCAUGCUGGACACGAUCGCGUGUCGGGUAUUGUGUUCCUGCUAAAAAAUAAUGUCUCGCUUAUGCACGCACACUGCAUGUUCUGGGCCCAGGGUAGGUAUAAGUACAACCGUCUAACACAUGCGGUGAUGUAAAAUUCAUGAUCGUUCCAAUAAAUCAUGAUCUGUUUGCCAUGCAAAGUAGAUGGGGAUUUAAGAAUGUAAUUACAUUGGUGGCCAUCAAUCUGAUCCUAUCAUUGAAACUCAUUUGGUCUUCCUUCUUAUUUUUAAAGCUCUGAUUGGGAAAGAUUUUCAUUUUUUAGAUUUACGGUUUGCAGUUACAGUGGGCGUCUUGAAUCGCACAUCUCUAAGAUUUUCAAGGAUUUUAAUUCAGGUGGAGGGCAAAGGAUGUAAUGUUAUUCCAUAGCCUAAGAACAAACAGAAAGCUUGCAUUGGUCAGGGAGGUCUUUCUACUUCGGUUGGAUAAGAAAACGGCUGGUGCACGCAACUAAUUCCGAUUUCGUUUGACCGUCAAAUGCGGCAUUUAAUCAAACGGGCUGCGGGCAAAACAAGAGGAAUGGCGGAGCAUUUUUUUAAAAUUGCCCUUUCAACUACAUCACUCAUGAUGCACUGCAUAUCUAUGCCGCAGGGGAGCACGAAGAGUGACUUUGAAUGAAUGACGCACAGAAUGUGAUUGUGGUCAAAAGGCCUCUGCAAUAUUACAGUCCAUGUCCUGAUGUUGCCCGUUUCAGGUGAUUUGUCGUGGACAAACGCAAUCAGCGUUUGUCAAGAUCCACGAACGUGAAUUGCGCGCGUCAUUGGCAUCUUUUUUUAACUGCAGCCAAAAGCAAAUGCACGCGAGUUGCAACCGUCAAAAGAUUUUUUCCCAGCAGCCCCAGUUACAGUUUCAUACAUUCAGUUAUGAGCACCGAAGCACAUUUAUCCCCUGAACGUCACCUCGCGUGUCCACCGUCGCGCUGGCUCCAGGCAGCGCUGACGAACGCGUGUGGGCCAGGCGAGUUUUAUGGCCAGGCGAGGCGUUUCCCAGCUGCGUGAUGCACGCUGUGUGCGAAGUCUCUUCCUUUAAUGUCGCGUCUCGGUUUCACAAAACGCAGCAGCAGUAAUUGUCUGCCGUAAUGUUGGCCGCCAGCCCCACAUGAUCGCAAAAGCGUGCGGUCCUCACGGCGGUUUUUUUUUGCUGGUCUCCGGAAUGAUAUUUGUAACUCUUUAAUUAAACAUUCAUAAAGUAGGCAUUUACUUGUGCCCUGGAUGCAGAGGAUUGACAACCCAAUGAGCAGACAGUGACGAAUUAGCUUUGCCUGUAUUGAUUUAAGCCGAGGCGCUCUGUCGAUGGUGGCGGUGGUUUGUGGCGGUGGUAUUAGCGGAGGAAAUGUUUUAAAACGCCUUAUAAUCGCGUGACAGCGGAACGUUCUUGCACGUAUAACACAACGGCCCCUCCAGUUAUAAUGCGUCACAGCUUUCCUUACAGCUGCCUUCCUCGGCUGUUCAUUCAUUUCACGUCGCUGGAGUGGCCUGCCUGGCCCUCAGCCGGCUCCCCCCCCCCUCCCCCCCCUGGGGGGGGGGGGUAGAGAGGCGAGAGGAGAGAGAAUGUGGGCUACCACUGGGCCCCUCUUACAUCCCCGUGCCAGAGAGAACUUCAGAGGGGCUGUAAAUAAACCCUCUUUUUACUACCCAGCGCUCUCUCUGAUCUUCCUCCCUCACAAAAGGGGGGGAAAAAGGAACCGAGCCCCCACUCCAGGAUACGAGGCAUAUGGUGACGGGUGAAACAUCGCACAGUUUGAGUCAGGAGGCUGUGCUUUCAGGGACGGUCCCCCCCCCCCCCUCCCCUCCCUCCUCCUCCUUCCCACCUCCACAUCAUGCUGCGAUCAUAUUCUGAUAUUUUAACAACUCAUUACGACAGCAAUGGUUGUUGCCGUAAGAGCAGGAGAAGGGGGGGGGGGGAGAUGAGAUCUGAAAGUUGUGGUGGUUCUCGUGCCCAGUCUGAGGCUUGUGGCUGUUCAACCCACGGAAGUUGCCGAAGCAGCUGCACAUUAGCAAGGCACAUAAUCGUCUCGUUUUGCACCUCGUGAGUGCAAAACGAAGCAACGCAUGCGAGAUGUGUGCAGAACGCUACGCCCCGCCGAACAGGUCCUGUGGAAAAGAGCUUUACAGCUCAUCGGAUUCCUCCAAUAUAAAUAAAUAUUCUGAUUCUGAGCCACCCCCCCCCCCCCCCCCAGUAUUGAACGUAUACAAAUGCUUACAGACGCUCGCUGUGGACAACGAGUUGGCCAGCUGCCCCUCGCUGCCAUGGGUGUUUGGGUGGCUGCGAGCCUUGGUGAGGUUUGUUCGCUUCCCGAGCAGUGCGGAUAGCGCAGCUAAGCGGAGCUGUGGAGGAGCGGGGGGUGGGGGUUACGCGUUAGAUGGGGGAGGCGAGUAGAGGUGGCGGAGGGACUGCGUGGGCAGAUACAACGAUGGGGCCGCGACCGGGAAGGCCGGUGGCCCAGGCCCAACACAAACAAGACGGCCACGGAGCAAGCGGAGCUCUGUAUUCCGUAGAGACGGGGCCAGUGGCGGCACAUGGGUGCCCGUGGGAGGCCCCCGGCGGGCCCUGUUCCUCCCUGAGAGUGGGUCUUGCUGGCCACAUGCAGCCUCUUGAUUCAAUUACGUGCCUCGUCCACAUUCAGCUCGAAUUCGGAGAAACCCAUGCAAUUAGAUGGAUCACAAAGGGGAAUGUUAAAAUGAUCUUCGUUUACACGUGGUUGCAUGCGAAGUGUCGUCGUGACAGUCUGGAACAAUGUCGCGUCAGCUGCGAGGAUUCAGAAGUACAAAUAGCAAGUAAAGAAUGGGCGGUGUUUAUCUUGUGAUGCAUCGGCCAGCAAAGAGAUGGCCUUUCUUUUAGUGGGGCCUUUAUCCUGCAUGUGGUCUUUAAGCGGUGUAUAAUUACAUACAUUUGGGUGGGUAUCCCACCACACUGUAAGGCAUUAACAUUGGCGUCAUUGUCAUAAUUGCAUAAAAUGUGUUUGUUAUAUAGUCUGCACAUUAAUGUUCUUUAGAGAUUGUUUUGUUUUUCAGAAUGUAAAAAGAAUGCCACUUCUCGAGAUACACACAACUAUCUCACAAUCUGGUACUCACAAUAAAUAAAGAAGUGUCCGUUGAAAAAAAUAAAAAAUAAAAAAAACUUGCUUUUAUUUGACAACUAAAAAAAUGCUGACAUCAACGUAAAACCUCACGGGAAUUUUCUCCGAAAGACGACGGCCUGGGUGAGCGACUGACCGCCUCCUACCGCUGUGGUUUUACCCCUCAGCCAUCGAUACGCAGAGCAGCAGCAGCGGCUCGGAGGAGCUACUGCCCAGCCCCCCCUCGCCGCCUCCGCCCCCACGCACCUACAAGCCAUGCUUCGUGUGUCAGGACAAGUCCUCCGGCUACCACUACGGAGUGAGCUCUUGCGAGGGAUGCAAGGGUUUUUUUCGCAGAAGCAUCCAAAAAAACAUGGUGUACACUUGCCACCGGGACAAGAGCUGCAUAAUAAACAAGAGCACGCGCAACCGUUGCCAGUACUGCCGCUUGCAGAAGUGUUUCGAAGUCGGCAUGUCAAAGGAGGCGGUGAGAAACGACCGCAACAAAAAACGCAAGGAGGUGGUGGCGCGUAGCCCGGAGAUCGUCCCCCGCAGCUACGAGCUGAGCCCCGAGCAGGAGCAGAUGGUCGACAAGAUCCGCUGUGCCCACCAGGAGACCUUCCCGUCACUGUGCCAGCUUGGCAAGUACACGACGAACUCGUGCGCCGACCACCGCGUGCAGCUGGACCUGGGCCUGUGGGACAAGUUCAGCGAGCUCUCCACCAAGUGCAUCGUCAAGAUCGUGGAGUUUGCCAAGCGUAUGCCGGGCUUCCCCAGCCUCACCAUCGCCGACCAGAUCACGCUGCUCAAGGCCGCCUGCCUCGACAUUCUGAUCCUGCGCAUCUGUUCGCGCUACACGCCCGAGCAGGACACGAUGACAUUCUCGGAUGGGCUGACGCUCAACCGCACGCAAAUGCACAAUGCGGGCUUCGGUCCGCUCACCGACCUCGUGUUCGCAUUUGCGAGCCAGCUGCUGCCCCUGGAGAUGGACGACACGGAAGCCGGGCUGCUCAGUGCCAUCUGCCUCAUCUGUGGAGACCGGCAGGACCUCGAGGAGCCACAGAAGGUCGAGCGGCUGCAGGAGCCGCUGCUCGAGGCCCUCAAGUUGUAUGUGCGGCGGCGCCGGCCCAGCAAGCCCCACAUGUUCCCCAAGAUCCUCAUGAAGAUCACCGACCUCCGCGGAAUCAGCGCCAAAGGAUCUGAGCGGGUCAUCACUCUCAAGAUGGAGAUACCUGGCUCCAUGCCUCCGCUCAUCCAGGAAAUGCUGGAGAACUCAAUUGAGGGGCAGGAGGAUCCCCCUGCCGAGACAGAAGAACCCACGAAGGCCAACGGCGGCACGGGCAGCAGUGCAGGUGGUGGCGAUGGGGGCGAUAGCACCGCGGUUGCGGCUGUAGCGCCAGCCUCAGCGACGGUGGGCGGAGGAGCCAAGCCCUGUGGCGGAGACGCACCGGUGGCGAACGUCCAGGGAUCCUCGGGGACGCUGGAAGCUGCGGCCUGCAUGGCCGUGCCCAUCGGUCAGAUGCAGCUCGCCGAUCCGUUCUGAGGCCGCUGUGUGCCGCAUGUCGCUGGGCUGCAGGAUUGUUCCACUUCUGAGAAGUCAGGGUCAAGAAGAUUGUAUGGCUGAACUGAGUAAAAAAAAGAAAUGAAUAUGUAUAUAGUGUUAAAUAUUUUACUUUACACGACAGUAUUGUACAUACAGGGAGGUAUACAUGACGAUGAAGAAAGAACACCAGUGCAAUCAAGACAGACACUACAAGACCUUACUGAACAUGUCGAAAAAAAAUACGUACCAAAUUUUUACAGCUCGCACUAAUAUAUAUGCAUUAAAAAAUGUAUACAACGACUGCUGCUACAUUGCAUCGAUACCAUUUUACUGCUUCACCAAUCCUGCGCAGUGGAUGACAAAGUUGUAAAAUUAAAAAAAAUGGGACUAUCUUUUCACGUGUCACUGAAAGGAAAAUAAGAUCUCGACAUUUUGGCCUACUGGUCUACUUCAGAAAGACAUUUGUUUUUCUUGAUGAACAAGAAAGCGACGCGUCCAUGUUUCUGCUAAGUGGCCGUCUUUGGAUUACACUUACACUUCAUUUGAUUGAACUAAUGUAUGUAAGAACAGGGUAGGGUAAUUUGUGGGAAGGCGUUUACAGAGGGUUGAACUUUCAAACGCCAUGAAAUAACAAAAUCUAAUUUCUAAGCCUUUAGGAAUAAAAUAUAUGAAAUCAAUACUACAAGUGGAUUUUAGCUUGUUUGAGAGAUUUGUAAAAUGCCACUAAAAGCACUGUAGAGCUUCUUUUAAAGAAAUAUAAACACAAAUUUCAGUAUUCAUUUACGUCCUGCUAUAAUGUGUAUUACGUCUGUUUCUUUUUAUUUUUUUACAUAUUUCAAAAGCUGUAUUAUAUUCAUGGCAGAAUAGAGUUCUUCACCCCACCCCUCAAUUCUCUUUUAAUAAAAUGAAAGAUGUACACACGCAUUGGUUGGAUACAUCUUCCGUGCAAUCAUCACUCAAGUUGAAAAUGGCAAAAUUCAGCAGUACGAUACUGAAAGUACUUACUGUGUUCAUUAUACAAGUCGGCAUGAGCUCACGAUAGCCUUCUUUCACUUAAUGUUACUGAAAUACAAAUGCCUAUGAAUUAACGUUUACUUACUGCAAUAUCUCAUAGAAGCAUAUUUUAUUUUUUCAUUAGCAUAUUUAUCAUUAAUGUCAUCUAAAUAUAAAUCAUUAGCAUUUGCAGAUGCCUUUAAAUGUACUCCGCUACUUUUCGUGGUGACAUACAAAUGCAGUUGUUUUGUAUCAAAUCAACGUCUAUUUUUCAUACUGUGAGAAUACAGUAAAUGAGUGUGUUUGUGUUAACGGAGCUUGUAUAUUGCCUGUACUGUUUGUAAAGCACGAAGGCAUGGCCUGAAGCACACAAGUUAGAACCCUCAAGGGAUUCGGUGCAAGUUCAGUAGACGAAGCAUUCAUACGAUUUUCACGCAAAACGGGUGGCUCAUUCCAUUAACACGUCACCGUGCAUUUAACAGAGUAGAGAAAGAUGAGCCCGUGGUCCUAUUCUAUAUAUUUUUUUCCUGUAACAUCAAAAGGAAACGUGUGGCAGAGAAAGUUAAACUGAAGCUAAAUUGUUCAUAACUUGUUAGCUACGAUUGUUUUUUCUUCAAAAUAUGGUUGUGCAAGGAGUCCAACAAGUCAAUGGCAUCGAAUUUGCACGCACAAUGAAAACCCAAAGUGUUUUGUCUGUGUUUUUUUAAUCUGGUUACGUACACUUUUCUGUAACCCAUGUUCAAGAGCACUGCUAAAUUAUUUUUCAAUGCCCAGACUGCAACCCAUGUUUAAAUAAACCAAGUUUUUACUGCUCUUUUUGUGCAUCUGUAAAAUUCAACUUGGAAUAGUAAAUAAAAUUAUUGUGUGCUA